GGUUGGCGUGUUCCGAAAUUAUAGCAGAGUGCGUUCGCUGGCGCGCGAGAUCAUCUGCGUCGGGCCCCACCAGGCGGGGGCCGACUUCGAGGGGGCGUGCGUCAGGGGCCUUCCCGCGGAGAAGCAGAAGUACAUGGCGGGGUACACCUCGCUCACGGAGAACUGCAGGGGCAAGGCCAAGGGGUGCCUUAAGGAAGUAUGCAGCCGCAGUGACGGCGAAGUUCUCUACGGCGCGCUUUCGUGCGCGCAUUUGGCAAUCACUCUGCGGGCCAUCGACGCGGGGGCAAAGUGGGGGACCCUUACAGACGACCUGGCCCCUUCGCAGGUGGCAAUGCUGCAGCCCAUGUGCGAGGUCGGCGCAGGCUUGCUGAUAAUGUCCGCAGUGGCGGACAAUGACCCUGCGGCGAGGAAGCUCGUGAAGGAGGGGGUGCUCCACGAGGCGCUGGACCCUGAUGUCAUGCUUGGCGAAACGAACUGCUUCAUCAUAGCCCAGGCCAUUAAUCGGCCACAGGCGUUCUCCAUGCGGAUGUCGGAGCUGGAGGCGAUGAAAGUAUUCCCUUCAGAGAUCAAGAACGCAGAGGAGGACGGCAGCGACACAAUCACCUACGAGAACGCGAUGCAGGCGGCAGGUGCCCGACUGGGGAGCCCCCCCUCCGACCCCUCCUUCUGCGACUUCUUCAACUUCAUCCUGAACCUGGGCGCCGAUGGAGGCCCUCGCGCGCGGGAACUCAUCGACUUCGUCGAGACGUACGUCAAUUCUGCUACGAGAAGGUUGCGCCUGCCAGCGUUCGGCCUCGCGGGCAAGGUGAGCGCGCAGUUCCCCCGCGCGAGGGUGGCCAUCAUCCCGCGGUCCUGCAGAACCGACAUCGCGAAGCACCUGGGCAACAAUGCCUCGGCGGUGGUUCAGUUUCUGACCAACAUCAACAUCCAGUGCGCCAGCGCUAUGGCUGUCGCGGUCAAGGCGACCAACCCCUCGACGGCGAAGGCCCGCCAGGCGCUCUUGCAUGGGCGCAGGGCGGCGCGCGCGAACGCCCUGCCGACAGAGCAAGCUGCCGCGCUCAUGGCAGCCGUCCAGGCACAGGGGGAGUGGAAUUGGUUCGACUUUGCAACGCUGCCGCCCGAAGGAAAGACAACCGCAGCGUCGGCUCAGGAAAAGGGGGGCGGGGCCGCCGCGCAGCCCGCGGCGAUCGCUUUCAACGCGAUCACUGGGCGCCCCGAUAACGAACAGGCCACCGUUAGGAAGGAAGAGAGGCCAGCGAUGUGGUUGCCACUGCCAGUCGCAGAGUGGCUGGGCCAGGCAGCCGCCAGGGACAUGGGCAAGACGGAUGCCAACAUGGGAGCGGUGCUGCGCGUGCUACGGGAGAAGCACAUGGCGCUCUGCUCGCGCGUUGAACAGGGCAACAUCGAACCUACCUGUGGCCCUGAGCCGCCGCGCAACGUCCACGUGGAAGCGCGGGCCAAGAGCCCAGAAGGGCCUGCGAAGACUUCGUUCUACAUGCAUCCAGAGUUUGCCGCGCCCGAAAGCAAGACACCCUACGAUGUGGAGGAGACGGGCCCCGCUCAGCGAGAGUGGAAGUGGGCGGGCAAGGAGUCCAUGCGCCCCUUCUGGGCCGUGACGAAGCUCACGGCCGAAGAACUUGGAACGCGAAGCGUCGCUGAAGCAGAGGCGGGGCGAUCGCGUUUUAACGUGGAGCUCGCGCCGAAGGAAGUGAACAUGGUCAUCUGCGGUCUGGUCAUCUGCGCCCGAAUCCCAGCGACGACCAACGCGGUGGAUCUCCAGGCGGGCGAG
This is a messenger RNA of Prorocentrum cordatum, 1789 nucleotides long. NCBI's taxonomy places the organism in Eukaryota, Dinophyceae, Prorocentrales, Prorocentraceae. The record is from the annotation of a GenBank genome assembly.